UCAUUAUCGCUAUUGUUAUCGUUAUUGUUAUCGUUAUCGCUAUAGUUAUCGUUCGUGGUGUGAACAGCCCUUGAGUCCCCAGUCACACUCACCAGACUGUUGUCCAGGCUGACCAGUACCUGUUCACAGGCCCGACUGUGUGUCCUGAGAUUAUUGUUAAGCUGUCAUGGAGAGAGAGCGUUCAAUUGCCUCUAGGAAAUGCACCGCAUGUCUACAUGAGGCUGUGAUUCUAAAAGGUGGGGAUAUGCCAGUGAGCAAUUUCUCCCAGCAGGCUGUGCGCUUUGGGAUGGUCAUCGACGGGCAGGAAUCACAGUGCUGCUCUCAGACAGUUGGCCUCUGGGGAUUGUACUUCAUUAUGAGCGUGGCCAAGACAGAAUCAAAUACACACAUCUUCAGUAUGCAGAGGCUGAAACCGUGGGACUCAGAGCUUCCAUCUUGUGCCUGGCAGCGGCACCCUGUUAGCAUGAUGGCAGAGCGACUGGUGCGCUACCAGGUCCUUGUUCAGAGCCAAAAUGGCGACCAGUGGAAGGACUUCUGCUCUGGCCCCAUCCACCAUGAGUUCGGCCUAAAUAAGCCCUCUUGCCACAGUGAGGUCUUCAAGCUCUCAGGCCUGACCCUGCCUAUUCUCGUGACCUUUGCCCUCGCCUUACCGCCCUUGUGACCUCACGUUGCCAGGCCGACACAACUCACCUCUAGCUGUCAGCGUUGCAAUAAAUCUGCUCCCAAAGCCUCCUGUGCUGUUAUC
Molecule: messenger RNA, 745 nt
Organism: Alosa alosa (allis shad)
Lineage: Eukaryota; Metazoa; Chordata; Actinopteri; Clupeiformes; Clupeidae
Product: BTB/POZ domain-containing protein 16-like
Exons: 5
Coding region: 167-661 (164 amino acids)
Source: RefSeq, a predicted model, not a curated record